This is a messenger RNA of Acanthosepion pharaonis, 483 nucleotides long. NCBI's taxonomy places the organism in Eukaryota, Metazoa, Mollusca, Cephalopoda, Sepiida, Sepiidae. The record is from the annotation of a GenBank genome assembly.
AUGGCUAUCUAUCUAUCUAUCUAUCUAUCUAUCUAUCUAUCUAUCUAUCUAUCUAUCUAUAGUCAUGGAGAGUGGAGAUCAUUUUCACUGGGCGUUUGUCCUUCCACACGAGCACUAACACAUCUCCAUCCCUACGAAAUGUCACCUAUCCCCGCUGAAGGCGAUCAGCUUCCUGUCGCAGGUCACGAGGAGCACCACGGUUCAGCCGAAGUGUACCACAAACAUGAACUUUCCGCUCAUCUUCCAGAAAGAAUUUGGCCAAUGCGACACUGUUGUAAUAGUUGUCCACUUUAUAGCCAAAGCCAUAUAGGUGCUCCAGAAGUCCACCACAGACCUGCUGAACUCUUCCGCCAAAACCACAAUAAAGUUCAUAGUUACAGACGUAACCACUACUCGACGCGGAAACAAUGUACCCUUUCAUCCCAUAUUUGUCAGGCUUCUGAUGAUUAUAGACCUGAAAUCUCACAUGGACACGCCAUUUGA